This is a messenger RNA of Arabidopsis arenosa, 1459 nucleotides long. The record is from the annotation of a GenBank genome assembly. NCBI's taxonomy places the organism in Eukaryota, Viridiplantae, Streptophyta, Magnoliopsida, Brassicales, Brassicaceae.
CCAAAUCCAAUCCUCCAGUUUUUCUGAUCCACGAGUUUGAAAUUGGGUGUCUCUGCUUUUAAUUGGAUCUGAUCCGAUCGAAUUCGAUUGUAAUUUGGAUCCCAUGGAGAAUCACGAGGAGGAGAACGGUGUUUGCAAGGCGGAAUCUGUUGAUGGGAGCCUUGAUGUUUGGAGUUGUCAGAAUUCUGAUUCUUCUUCCGCUGAUCACCUUGUCGUUAUGGUUCAUGGGAUCUUAGGAAGUACGGAUGAUUGGAAGUUUGGAGCUGAGCAAUUCGUCAAAAAGCUUCCUGAUAAAGUCUUUGUUCACUGUAGUGAAAAGAAUGUGUCUGCGCUUACUCUAGAUGGUGUGGAUGUAAUGGGUGAACGUCUAGCAGCUGAGGUUCUUGAUAUUAUUCAAAGAAGACCAAAUAUCCGUAAAAUCUCCUUUGUUGCACAUUCUUUGGGAGGGCUUGCAGCAAGAUAUGCAAUUGGGAAAUUGUACAAGCCUGCUAGUCAGGAAGAUGGGAAAGACUCGUUAGCGGAUAGUAGUGAAGGGCCUCCCAAAGGCACAAUAUGUGGACUCGAGGCUAUGAACUUUAUUACUGUAGCUACACCACAUUUGGGUUCUAUGGGUAAUAAACAGGUUCCGUUUCUCUUUGGUUUUUCUUCCAUUGAGAAAGUUGCAGGUCUCAUUAUCCACUGGAUAUUUAAAAGAACGGGCCGUCACCUUUUCUUGAAAGAUGAAGAAGAGGGAAAACCACCCUUGUUGCGACGCAUGGUGGAAGAUACCGAUGAUUGUCAUUUCAUAUCUGCACUGCGAGCCUUCAAAAGGCGGGUGGCUUAUUCAAAUGUCAGCCAUGAUCACGUCGUUGGCUGGAAGACGGCAUCUAUUAGACGUGACUGUGAAUUGCCUAAGUGGGAAGAUUCUCUGAAUGAGAAGUAUCCUCAUAUUGUUUACGAAGAACUCUGCAAGGCAUGUGAUGCUGAGGACAUACCAGAAGGCGAGAAUCAUUCAGACGACAUAGAAGAAGAAAUGAUCAAAGGCCUCUCCUCUGUCUCAUGGGAGAAAGUUGAUGUUAGCUUUCACAGUAGCAGGCAGAGGUUUGCUGCCCAUAGUGUUAUACAGGUUAAAAAUGAAGAUAUGCAUAUAGAAGGAGCAGAUGUCAUAGAGCAUAUUAUCGAUCAUUUCCAUGCUUAAAUCAGUAAACUUUUCAUCACCAAAGAGUCUGGGACCCGAUAAUUAAGGACUUAAGUUUCUUAUAGUAAAGCAACAAUUUUCCACUGGACGUUUAUAUGUCACGUAGUUGUUUACACUAUAAAAUCAUCUCAUUUUCUCUGUAAUUGCACAGGUAGCAAGACGUCGAUUAUGACCAAUGUAUUUGAUACUUGGUAUUAGCAGCAAAGCAAAUCUUGUUCAAUUCAAUUGUAUCAUGUAUUCAUGGAUAUUUUGCAAUGGAAAGUAUAAAAUAGCGUACUUUAA